AUGAAAAUAGCUGUGGAGCAGAAUCAAAUGCAGCCUGCAGUUUUGCCGGUACUUAUGGAAGCACCGGACAAAGACGAAAAAAGAUUGAAAUUUGGUCCAUAUAUUUCAGUGCAGGUUGCCGGAUCGGACUCCGCAACAUGUGCAUUAGUGAACAUCGCAUUGUGGACGGAAAGUACUGAGUGUCGGUAUGUGCGGCUAACCGUCAUCCAGGCUGCUGACUUGUUGAAACGGUUGCAGAAGAAGCAAAACAGAAGCACUGGCUUAUCGAGAACGAUUCAUUAA
Molecule: messenger RNA, 282 nt
Organism: Gongylonema pulchrum
Lineage: Eukaryota; Metazoa; Nematoda; Chromadorea; Rhabditida; Gongylonematidae
Source: the annotation of a GenBank genome assembly